AGAGGACAUGUUCGAGCAAAGUUCUCUUUUGUACCCUGGCAGAGAGGAUAUGUUCAGGCGCAGCUUAGCUCAGCUUAGACAAGAUAUUAUGAAGGCUAACACCUUGGUACGUGAGGCAAACAUAUUUUGCUGAUGAAAUGGGCAGACAGACAACAUUUGGGGUGACCCUACAAAUUCCUCCACAGAAUUUGUCUCCCAACCGGAAGAGAUCUGCAUUUGUUAGUGAACCAGCAAUUCUACUCAAGAGGAAAGGAAAGCCAAACCAGGUUUGGUCAAUGGAGAAGUUAGAGCACAAGUUGAUUGUCAUGAGAGAAAUGUACGAUGAGCAGCAAAAUAACCCACUAAUUACCCAUCCAGAUGCUGAUCCAUUUUAUGAGAGCCAAGAAAAUCAUAACCUUAUUGGAGUGGCCAAUAUUUUCCUUGACUGUUUAUUUCAUGAUGUACGGCUAAAUUACCACGUGCCCAUUAUUUCUCAGCAAGGAGAAGUGGCAGGCAGACUGCAGGUAAUAGGAAUAUAA
This is a messenger RNA of Cherax quadricarinatus, 518 nucleotides long. Lineage: Eukaryota; Metazoa; Arthropoda; Malacostraca; Decapoda; Parastacidae. The record is from RefSeq and is a predicted model, not a curated record.